CCAUUUCCCACUUUGAUUGGCCUAAUUUCAUUAUCGAAGGCUGGGGUUAUCUUAAUUUGCUGAGAUGCAGUUUGUCAGCUUACACCGAGCUGGAAGCGCCCCGUCUCAUAGCCGCAAGGCAGAUUCCAUGUUGGAUCAAUAAAUAUGGGGUCGUUUCCCGGGACCUUCUUUGAGGUCCUCAUGAUGCCAGUGACCUUUCAUUCUCAAAACUUUGUUCAAUUCCAAACAACCACCGCCUACAACACUCACUGACCCUUGUUUAUCCCUUCCACCAGAAUGUCUGACAAGUUUCUCACGGUCCCACGCCAUACAACCGGAAGAAAGCUGCCGAUACCUGCUGCAUCCACCACUAGCAUUCCGAGCAGGUGCAUCAGUCCCGAGAAACUAAACAGACUUCUAAAUGAGAAGUUUCCAUCUGGAAACUAUAACGUGGACGUCAGUCAAAAUGUGUAUCAAAUACGAGCACCCAGGCAUCUCAGCGAGCUCGAGCUUUUUCGGUAGCGAAUCCCGUGGCUGGCUUAAGACCAUUGUACAUAACAACCUUUCAUCGUUCAUGUGAUCUAGGGCUUAGGCACGACUGGAUUGCUGGGGAAGUUGAAACUUGACACCUUAUUUACACCCAUUGAUUUCAUAACCUGUAUUUCAAACACGAUCCGUUCAACAUCGACCAGAACUAUCAGUAUCUCUCGUCUUAAUAUUUAUUUGAGAACGAACUACUUCAAAAGCCGCUUGCGCCCAUCACACAUGUCCUGAAACAUGGCAAAUAGUACAAGCCAUUGGCAUUUCCAGGGGUUCAGGGGCAAGAGUGGACCCCUGGAUCCACUUAUCAAAACAACUUUCCUGACAAGGACAAAGUCUACAGAGCUUGAAGUCCAAGAGUGUGUUUACCAAAGCGUGGAGUAUAACUCCCUCUCUAGCGACAUGAUAGGGCGGUACAUAAGAAAAGCAAGCGUGAUUUUUGACAUCGACUGAAUGAAAUAACAAAUUACCUGACAUCCGUUUGGUCAUCAACACCUCUUGGCAGUGUUCACCCCCCGUCUUCCAUCUGCUUCGCGACAUCCG
Messenger RNA from Podospora bellae-mahoneyi, 1062 nucleotides. RefSeq lists its product as uncharacterized. The transcript is spliced from 5 exons. The record is from RefSeq and is a predicted model, not a curated record. NCBI's taxonomy places the organism in Eukaryota, Fungi, Ascomycota, Sordariomycetes, Sordariales, Podosporaceae. Bases 277 to 501 code for a protein of 74 amino acids.